UGAGUAUUCGUCUUCGACACGUUCUUUGACGUCCGUGCAUUUGUAGCAACAUGGCGUCGACGAAACUACCCUCCGUCCUCAGCGCAACAGAAGACGAGAUCCAACUUCUCUUAGCCGCACAAUGCCACAUCGGCUCAAAAAACUGUGACAAGCACAUGGAACCAUACGUCUGGAAACGAAGGCCUGACGGGAUUCACAUCAUCAACAUCGGGAAGACUUGGGAGAAAAUUGUAUUCGCGGCGCGUAUCAUUGCUGCUGUAGAGAACCCACAUGAUGUUUGUGUCGUUUCUGCGAGGCCUUAUGGACAACGUGCUGUUUUGAAGUUCGCAGCGGCUACGGGUGCGCAGGCUAUUGCUGGACGGUUCACACCUGGGAAUUUUACGAAUUAUAUUACGAGGUCGUUUAAAGAGCCGAGGUUGCUUGUUGUGACUGACCCUCGCGUUGACGCUCAAGCAAUUCGGGAAGCGGCGUAUGUUAACAUUCCGGUCAUCGCUCUCUGCGAUACCGAUGCGCCUUUGCAAUUCAUCGACGUAGCUAUCCCGACGAAUAACAAGGCCCGUCAUGCUGUUGGUCUAAUUUGGUGGCUUCUCUGCCGAGAGGUCCUACGCCUUCGCGGGACUGUCCCGCGUACGAAGGACGGAUGGGAUGUGAUGGUUGAUAUGUUCUUCUAUCGUGACCCUGAGGAAGUUGAGAAACAACAACAGGAGGAAGCGCAGAAUAAGGCGAAUGCUGCUGGUGAGCAGGAGGCUGGAGCUGCGAAUGCGGAGUGGGAUAAUACAGCUGCUCCUGCUGCUGGAGCUAUUAACCCUGCUGUUCUGGAAUCUGGUAACCUCGAUUGGUCAGCCGAGCCUGCGCCGGGUGGAGGAGAUUGGGCUGCGGAACCGGCAGGUACAGGUGGAUGGGGCGCUGAUGCGAACCCAACGUCGAGUGGUUGGGACUGAGUGGAUAGUAUCACGUUUAUCUCUCUAGUCACUCGUGCCCUACCCUACAUGUCAUAUCAUAUCAAAAUGUUCAUGCGCUCCUUCGCAUAUCCACUUCGCGAUCUUGUAUGUUGUUCUAUGAUCAGCAAUGUAUGUAUGGUAUCGACACAUCCGAUGCGAAUUUACGUUUUUAUUUCACUUUUCUCUUUGUCCCUGGACGGAUUGUCUUGUGACCCAA
Fomitiporia mediterranea MF3/22 is the source of this 1158-nucleotide messenger RNA. Its product is annotated as ribosomal protein S2. Gene Ontology annotation, cellular component: cytosolic small ribosomal subunit; ribosome; 90S preribosome. Gene Ontology annotation, molecular function: structural constituent of ribosome. The record is from RefSeq and is a predicted model, not a curated record. Gene Ontology annotation, biological process: cytoplasmic translation; ribosomal small subunit assembly. The transcript has 3 exons. NCBI's taxonomy places the organism in Eukaryota, Fungi, Basidiomycota, Agaricomycetes, Hymenochaetales, Hymenochaetaceae. The coding region runs from base 51 to 941 and encodes 296 amino acids.